This is a messenger RNA of Poecilia latipinna (sailfin molly), 1983 nucleotides long. It is a transcript of the gene slc38a6, whose product is annotated as solute carrier family 38 member 6. The transcript has 16 exons. Gene Ontology annotation, cellular component: plasma membrane. Gene Ontology annotation, biological process: amino acid transmembrane transport; L-glutamine transport. NCBI's taxonomy places the organism in Eukaryota, Metazoa, Chordata, Actinopteri, Cyprinodontiformes, Poeciliidae. Gene Ontology annotation, molecular function: L-glutamine transmembrane transporter activity. Bases 269 to 1642 code for a protein of 457 amino acids. The record is from RefSeq and is a predicted model, not a curated record.
AAGUAAGAGGAUAAGCGAAGAGAGAAAAUCUGGUCAGAUAAAGAAAAUAUAGGACGUUUUUAUCUAGGUUUUAAAAAAGCAAUUAAAGUACGAUCCAGGAGGUAGCAGUAAUGCAGCACUUUGGAUUCAAGCUGCCGUUAAAAACUAAAGAAGAAGAACUAAAUGGAUCUUAAAAGACAGAUCAGCUGACGGGCUGAUAAGACUUCUGGAGACGAUGUGCUUUUAAAGGCAGGGAGCGAAUAUUUUUCUGUGUUUUUAUCUAUUCAGAAUGAGCAUCAACAGCAGCGAACAGGCGGAUGUUUAUACCAGGCUCUCUGGAAGAGACUCCGUUGUUAGCGAGAACACUCCUCUGUUGGGAAAUGGAUCGGUGCAGACCAGAGCCACUGGAGCCUCAAUCGCCUCCUGUGUGUUCAACCUGAUGAACGCCAUCAUGGGCAGCGGGAUUCUGGGCCUGGCUUAUGCCAUGGCCAGCACAGGGAUAGUUGGGUUUAGCCUCCUGUUAGUACUGGUGUCCGGCCUUGCAUUAUAUUCCAUCCAUCUGCUUCUGACGCUUUGUGACCGAACAGGUAUCAACUCGUAUGAGGAACUUGGAGAAAAAGCCUUGAAAAAACCAGGAAAAAUUUUGGUCGGUUUAGCGAUUGUCAUCCAAAAUAUCGGUGCCAUGUCGUCCUACUUGUUCAUCCUGAAGUCGGAGCUUCCUGCAGCCAUCAGCAGCCUCCUGAACGCAGGAAACACCGGACAUGCCUGGUAUGAAGAUGGCAGGCUACUUCUCAUCAUCGUCACACUUUGUGUCAUUGUGCCUUUAGCAAUGUCCCCAAAAAUCGGAUUCCUGGGUUGGACCAGCAGCCUUGCCUUCAUCUUCAUGUUGUAUUUUACAGUUGUGGUUGUGGUGAAGAAAUGGUCUAUUCCAUGUCCGCUGCCUUACAACAUGACAAUACUCUCAAACUUUACGAAGGUAUCAAACUCGUCUGACUCAGAAUGUACACCUAAACUCUUCAUCCUCUCCAUAAAGAGUGCCUACGCCAUCCCUACUAUGGCCUUCUCCUUUCUGUGCCACACCGCCAUCCUGCCCAUCUACUGCGAACUGGAGCGACCAACCAAAACCCGAAUGCAGAACGUUGCGAACAUCAGCAUCAGUCUCAGCUUCCUGCUCUACUACGUUUCUGCUCUGUUUGGGUACCUCACCUUCUAUAGUCAUGUACAGUCUGAGCUGCUGCUCGGCUACGGCGUGUACCGGCCGCACGACAGAAUGGUGAUCACGGUCCGGCUGGCCAUCCUUCUCUCUGUGCUGCUGACGGUGCCGCUCAUACACUUCCCUGCCCGUAAGGCUGUGAUCUUAAUGCUGUUCGGAGGACGCCCCUUCUCCUGGCUGACCCACAUCGUCUCCACUCUGAUCAUCCUGGGUGUGGUGCUGAUGCUGGCCAUCUUCGUGCCCGAUAUCAGGAAUGUGUUUGGAGUCGUUGGCUCAACGAUGUCCAGCUGCCUGCUGUUUGUUUUUCCAGGAAUCUUCUACCUUAAAAUCAGCAGCCAGCCAAUCAAAUCCUUCGACUCCAUCGGGGCCAUAUUUCUGGUGGUUUUUGGGUUGAUAAUGGGUGUCACCAGUCUCACUGUCAUCAUUCUCUCGUGGGUGUUGAGCUCGUGAUCCAAAUCCAAGCCAGAAAGGGAAAAGUGAACCAAAGAAACUGAAUCAUGAAAGGGACCAGCAUCACCUCAGGGACUUUUUAUGAUGACACUAAAAUGUUUAUAUAGCUUUCAAAUUAUGAGAAAGUUUUUCUACAUGUUGACUUUUACAUUUUUUUAUUUUUGUGGGUGAUUUUACGGUUUUGAUUUUGCACUUUAUUAUUCCUUUAAACUUUCCUGAAAGCCUUAAUGAUUCUUGUCCUAACUUGAUGUAUUUCUGCUCUGUUUUGAGCACUAAAUGAAGGGAAAAUUGUUUACGUAAUGAAACCCGGGCUUGUUUAACCACUAAAAUGUCUUCAUCAG